GAUCUCUCCCACAGCGCUCACUUCGACGCCUCCAUUUCCGUUCUCGUGCCUGUCAUCGCGUUAAUGAACUACCUCCGCUUCAUUCAGGGCAGACGCUGUUCCUGACCCGACCAUACUCAAUUCUCUUCUCACUGACCUCCUCCUCCAUGACAUCACUUCCCUCCCGCCCCAUCCUCGUCCUCUCCCUCGCCCUCUUCCUCGCCAGCCUCCUUCUCAAAAUAGGGGGCACCCUCUACCUCUCCCGCCUCUCCAGGUCCUACACCUACCUCGGUUCCGACUACCCACAGACAUGGCCCAUCCAUACUCGCAAGCCCGUCCUCAUGUCCUCUGACAACUCCCUUCGCUUCCGCCUCGACUCUCCAGACGGCGCCAACGAAUGGGCCGCCAUCGUACCCCCAAACAACGCCCUCAUCCACCUCGGCCCCCACCGCCAGCCCUUCUCCCUCUCCCUCUUCCACCAGCUGCGCUGCCUCGACGUCAUCCGCGCCGACAUGACCCGCGAUCGCAAUCGCAACGAUACCACUCGCCAGGAAGGCGAUCUCGCGAGGCAUUGUCUCAACUAUAUCAAGCAGAUGGUGCUCUGCCGCGGCGAUCUCCAGCUCGAGCCCUUCCAAUACGCCUCUCACAAAUCUCCCAUUGACCUGUAUGGCGUGUAUCACUGCAACGACUGGGGCGCUGUCUAUGACCAGGUCCACGAGAACCAGCGCGAGUAUGCUGCAUGGAAGGAGGACCAGACUGAGAGCGCGUAGGUCUCGCACAGUUGGAGGAUGAGGUGGUGGUUUAUUGAAAUGUAAUUUAUCGCUACUGUAUUUAUCAUAGUCCUGCAUACAACGUUCCUAGCUAUCAGGUCGACCCUGAUCACCUAACCACAUCCCACUGGCACCAAGUAGUGUCCAUUACCAAAUCUCGCGCUUGGCACCCCUGACAGCCAGCAACCUCGAAACUGCAUAGUCCCCUCCCCAACUCAAACGUUGGUUGAGGAGUUGCCGAACAUAGGUCACUUUUCAGCAAUUUGAACUCGCGAGCCACUCAGUAAUAGUAGUCCAGUACUAUACUAGGCUCGUCCCCAAUCGGCUCAACUAGCUUGUCAUACUUGCCGAUAUGGGUGCUCAAAGACCAUUUCGGCUAGUACAGCUAACUUAUUACGAAGCGCCCGUUCGGCAGUAGUCUCCCUUG
Serpula lacrymans var. lacrymans S7.9 is the source of this 1176-nucleotide messenger RNA. RefSeq lists its product as uncharacterized. NCBI's taxonomy places the organism in Eukaryota, Fungi, Basidiomycota, Agaricomycetes, Boletales, Serpulaceae. The transcript is spliced from 2 exons. The record is from RefSeq and is a predicted model, not a curated record. The coding region runs from base 147 to 749 and encodes 200 amino acids. Gene Ontology annotation, biological process: mycotoxin biosynthetic process.